AGACUUGGUAUUUUGGCUUUCACUGAUGAUGGUAACAUUUUCAGUUAACACAGGUAAACCUGCAGUGCUCUUGCAGUCAAUGGCUUACCAGGCAGAGAUGGAAGAGGUGGUCCCAAAGCUGACAAAGGAGAACCAGGGGUCAACUCUCAAAACCAGAAAUUGUGCUUGCAAGAGUUGUCUACUAAUCUGACGGUCAUAACUUGGUUGCUUCAUACUCACCAGGUCCCAGUAACAGAAUUCCCCCAAGGCAUGAUUUGUUAUUUAGAAAAUCUCCAGUACAGUUAGAAAUUUAUGAAGCUUCUUGUAACCUUAUGUUAAGACUGUGUUCAGAAGGAUUUACAUCAUUCAAAUGGGAUCUAUACAAACUGCAAAACUAUUUGCAGGGAAGUCUGUGCCUUUAGCACUACCAAAGUGGCUCUACCUUUUGGCCUAUAGCCUGGAGACAUGAGGAAAGAAAUAUUGUUUCUGGAUUGCAGUUUGACCAAAAAUGCCCAGGAAAAGAAAUAAUGCAGAAGAGCCUGGAAACCUAGCUGGCCUGAGCAAUCAUGUUGUCUUACUCAUCCUACAUGCUUACAGCAGUAGCUGCUUUGCUAGUGACUUGCAAUGCACUGCCUAAAUAUCCAGGAAUCCCUGGGCUGGCUAGAUUCCUUGGGCUGCCUGGCAGAGACGAUCUGACAGGACAGACACGUCUAUCAGGUCUCAGAGGAGCCCCUGGAAGCCUGGUGGGGCCUCCUGUAAACCAACUUACUUGUCCACAAGGUCUACGUAAUUCUCUGAACACUGAACUCCACAAAGUUUUAGUAAAUUUGAAACACCGACUUUCCAGAAUUAAAGGCGUGCUUGUUUUGAAGGAGAAAAUAAGAGAAGUAGGAGAAAAAAUACUUGCCAGCAAUGGGAAAAAAGUUGAUUUUGCAUCUGCAUUAGCAUCCUGUGAAGACGGUAGAGGAACUCUUGCAACUCCUAUGAAUGAAGAGGAGAAUAAAGCUAUUUUGAGUAUUGUGAAAAAGUAUAACCAGUAUGCUUACCUGGGCAUUAAAGAGGGUGAGGAUUCAGGCCAAUUUAAGUAUCUAAAUGGCAUGCCUGUGAAUUAUACCAAGUGGCACCGAAAUGAGCCUAAUGGCAAAAGGACAGAAAAAUGUGUAGAGAUGUAUACAGAUGGGAGCUGGAAUGACAAAAAAUGCAAUCUGCCUCGCCUCACAAUCUGUGAAUUUUAAAGAAUGACCUUUCAGCCACCUCAGAGAACCAAGACAAUGAAAUAUCCUGUGUUUCGGGUUUAUGCAGCUUCUGAAAUUAUUCUAUGUCAGAAAAUCUAAAAUUAAUCAUAUUAUGGUAAUUUUUAUCCUUAAGAAAGCAUCAAAUGUGGUAUGUGAUUAACAUAAUUAAAAUGUAUCUAAUCUGA
Molecule: messenger RNA, 1399 nt
Organism: Neopsephotus bourkii (Bourke's parrot)
Lineage: Eukaryota; Metazoa; Chordata; Aves; Psittaciformes; Psittacidae
Product: pulmonary surfactant-associated protein A1-like
Exons: 8
Coding region: 546-1214 (222 amino acids)
Molecular function (GO): signaling receptor activity
Source: RefSeq, a predicted model, not a curated record